AUGGCCGACGAGGGUUUCGAUGCGCGGAAGGCGGCGGUGCUGGCGGCGCUGGCGUCGGUGGAGCGCGACAAGUCGCUCAAGGGCGGCCUGGAUGCGCCGAUCGCGGAUCUGGUGGCGGAAAUCAACGGCCACGAUGAUCUCUUCACCACCAGCUCGUGCUCCGGCCGCAUCUCGCUGCUCCUCGAACCGCACGACGCCGCCGCCGCUGCCGCCGCCGCUGCUGGUGCUGAGAGAGAAGGAGGAGGGGAAGGACUUGCAGCGGAUAGCGCAGGCGCGGCGAAGCGGGUGAAGAAAAAAGCGAGGGGCGGCGAGUGGUUUUUGGUCAGCCAUGACCCCAUCGACCCUGCCGACCUCGUUACAGCCGUCUUUAGUACAAGCACCGCGCGCACCGACACCGACGUCAGCAACAGCGCCAGCAGCAUUAGCACCCCUGCCACCCCCGCCAACCCCGCCAUCCGCGCCUCUCCGCGCGCUCUCCCCGGCGAGCUGGUGUUUCGCUUUGAGCCGCUCAUCCUCGCCCUCGAGUGCCGCUCCCUCACCGCCGCGCAGGCGCUUGUCUCCUGCGCCAUCCGCGCUGGCUUUAGGGAGUCAGGCAUCACCAGUGUGAGCCCAAAGCGCAUCAUCGCGGCCGUCCGUUGCUCCAUCCGCCUCGAGGCGCCGCUGACAGCUGGCGGCGUGCCGUUGGUGGGCGAGGCGUACGUGCGCCAGCUGGCGGCCGUGGCCAACGGCAAAAUGGCUCUCAACCGCGAACGCACCGAGCGGUUCCGAGCGCGCUUCAAGGAGGAGUGCAGCUGCUCCCUUCUGUCCCAUCCGCCACCCCAACCAUCCCAACCGGAACCCACACCACUCCACCCAGCACACAGCCCAGUCCCAACGCCCGAGCCAUCUCAUCCUAGAAAAGCAGCACGGCGCAGUUCAAAAGGCCAGCAAGAGGCGGCGAAUGGCCACGUGGCGCAGCAAAAAGACUGCCAGCUGUCGCCGCGCCAGCUGGCGCAGCGCCAGGUGGCGGUGCUGCGGAGAGUAGGGGAGGUGGAGAGGCGGGUGGUGGAGCUGCUGAAGGGGAGGGCGGUGGAGCAGGGGGAGUGCGCCUCACUGACAGUGUGUGAAGCUGCUUCCGCUGGGGUUCCUAUACCUGCCUCUUUUCUGGCUGCUGCUGCAGCAGAAACAGCAGAAGUGUCAGUGGAGGCGGCUGCAGGUGCAGGCAUGGCGCCAUUACCAUUGCAGGACGUGGCAGGUGGUUGCUGCAGCAGCGCAUGGGAUCUGCCCACAAAAUCACAAGAAUCAAAAAAAUUAGCUCAUGGACGCAAGGAACGGGACGGGCAGCUGCACGGGCAGGUGGUGAAGGUUCUGGGGCUGCCCGAGGGAAGUCUUUUGCGGUGGGGUCACUCAGCUGUGAUGGUUGCUGCUUCACGGGCAGUGGUUGGAACUGUAGGCGCAGAGGGGACAGCGGGAAAGGAAAUUGCAGGAGCAGGCGCAACAAAUGCAGCGUCAACAGUUGCAGGGACGUCAGAAGCAGAGAAAGCAAGAGGAGAGGCAGCAGGGACAGCAGUGGUGGUGUUUGGGGGGUUCGGGGGGAGUGGGGUGCACGGCAGGCGAGGCGAUGUGGUUGUGGUGAGGGUACGAGGGCGAGAGGAGGAGGGAGGGAGGAGAAGUGAAGGGGAGAGGGAGGGGGAGGUGGUGGUGGAAGGGAGUGUGGUGGAGACGAGAGGGAGCGGGCCGAGCCCUCGCAUGUGGCACUCUGCCACUGUGGUUAGAGUGGGACGAGGAAGGGGCGUGGUGAGAGGGAAGGGAGUACAGAGAAGGAGUGUGGCGGAGGUCAAGGGAGCUGAUAGCAGUGAGCCGAGAGAGAGGGGAGAGGAAGAGGAGGAGGAGGAGGGGGAGGAGGGAGAGGAGGAGGAGGAGGGGGAGGAGGGAGAGAAGGAGGAGGAGGGAGAACGGGAAGAGGAGAUGGUGGUGAUAGGAGGCAGACACGGUCCCACAGCUGCCCUUGCUGAUGUGUUCUCCCUCAAUCUGCGCACCAUGACGUGGCGCUGCGUGGCAGCACCAGAAGCACUGUCUGGAGAGGAUAAAGCAGCAACUGCUGUUUCGGCUACUGCCCCUGCUACAACCGUUGCAUCAGAAUCAACUGCUGCUACAGCUGCCUCAGAUGCCACAGCUGCUACAGCUGCUACAGGUGCCACAGGUGUACCCGUGGCAAGGUAUCGCCAUGCAGCAGCAGCACUGGGGUCAUCGGUCUUUGUCUUCGGAGGCACAUCCCAUCCCCACGCACCACCGCUCACCUCCCUUCAGGUCUUUUCCGCCCGGUCCUUUUCCUGGCUGCCCGACCCGGUUGUUUCCGGGCAGAUGCCUGCCCCUCGUCACUCCCACGCCAUGGCCACAGUCGGCAACCGGGUGUAUCUUUUUGGGGGGCGAGACACCCAGAGGGUAUUUUCCGACCUCUUCUUUUUUGAGGUUGUGGGCAGCGAUUCAGCUGUUGGGGAAUGUCCGGAAAUCGUUCUGGUGAACACCGCAUCCAAUGAGGUGUCUGGAAUCCCCGUCGCUCUCCCUCCUGGAGCUCUGCCCGUGCGCCACACUGCCAGUUUGGUGAGGGGAGGGUCAGUGGCAGGGAGGGCUGCUGUGGAGGGCUCUACUGUAGGGGACAGGCUGCUGGUGCUGGGGGGUGGUGCUGCGUGCUUUGCCUUCGGAUCGGCUCCUGUGGCACCCACAUUGACUAGAGACAGCCGGCUGCAGCUGCUGCUAGGGUCCUCGUCUUGGGUGGAGCACCGGGAGAAUGGCAUCACAUACACCUUCGAUGCAGGAAAGUGCAUGUUCUCAUCAGGGAACGGCACUGAGAAGCAGCGCAUGGCCGCACUCAAGCUUCAUGACCGGGAAGUGGUGGUAGAUCUUUUUGCUGGGAUCGGGUAUUUCACAAUCCCGCUGCUCGUGCAUGCCCGCGCCCGCCACGUGUUUGCCUGCGAGUGGAACCCACCGGCUGUCCAUGGCCUCCGGUCCAGUCUCGCAGCCAAUCAGGUUUCUCCAGAUCGCUACACUGUGCUGGAGGGGGAUAACAGGGUGGUUGCCCCAGUGGGGGUUGCUAAUCGGGUGCUGUUGGGCUUGAUCCCUUCGAGUGAGGCCAGCUGGAGGACUGCAAUUCGCUGCUUGAAGCCAAGGGAAGGGGGUGUUGCUCAUGUGCAUGGGAAUGUUGUUGACGUGGAGGAGCAGCAGUGGACUGACUAUGUAGUGGGGGAGUUUGAGAAGUUGGCAAGGGAGGAGGGGAGAAGCUGGGAAGUCAAGGCAGUGCAUUUGGAGAGGGUGAAAUGGUAUGCGCCACACAUUCGGCAUGUUGUUCUGGAUGUCUGCUGCAAGCCUAACUUGGUUGAUGGUGCUGAAUAG
Messenger RNA from Closterium sp. Naga37s-1, 3372 nucleotides. NCBI's taxonomy places the organism in Eukaryota, Viridiplantae, Streptophyta, Zygnematophyceae, Desmidiales, Closteriaceae. The record is from the annotation of a GenBank genome assembly.